UUUCGGAUUCAGUUACUUUCGAAGUUUCUCAGCGAACGGUACACGCGGCGGAUGAUUUUCGACGAUUUCUCCAGCCGGAAACGAGACACGAGAACCAAAUCUCUCAAAUAAAACACGAAAAGCGAACAGCAUCUUGUUGGGAUUCGAGUGCGUGGAUAUUGUGAAGCAUACAGUUUGAAGACAGCUACGAGUACUGUUGGUGGAUUGUGUAAAUAGAAUAUUAUAGGAGAAAAGCGCGGUUUCACAGUGCGACAUUCAUAUGCAAAUCCGGCGGAACUGAGGCCGAGAGACAUAAUUUGCGAAUUAAAUCAAAACACACGCAGCAGGCACGGCGGGCUCUCUCUGCGAGCCGGCAAAUCCUGGCAACAACAAUUCCAGGACAGUGAAGGGACGCUUGGCUGAGCACUGAACGCUUUCACGUUACGCGACGCGAGCAGUUAACAGUUAACCGCUUACCGUUACGCUUCCGCUUACGUCCGAGUGCACUGGGUGUGCGAGCGAGCCGACAAUAGGCGAGUGGGCAAAUAGUACGUUAUGCCGCCCACGUAAUGUGUGCCGAAAUUUAAAUUCCGCUUUAUGCAAAUACGACUGCUGUCUGAUGGUCUGACUGUCGGCGCUUGAGAGUGCGUGAGUGUGGGUGCGCUUGCAUGUGGAUUACCAUAAACGUAAACAAAAGGAUUAGACGUUACGCUGCCGGGAUUACGAGAGCGAUUGAAGCAGUUUUUCCAAUAGCUCUGACUCUGACUCGGGCUCAGGCUCUGGCUCCAGAUUCAGCUCCAGGUUGCAUCCGCCAGCUAUCUAUCUGCUACCUCGGGCCCAGUUCGACGGGGCUUUGUCCGGGUGACAAGCGAAACUAAUGAGCCACCAGUGGCAGAACGGAACCGGAAGCAGCAGCGAAAGUAAAAUUGCUUAAAUAAAUAAUCGUAACUGUGAUAACACCAAAGACGCAUCCCCAGACAAAGGCCAAGACAGUUGCGUAAUUACCAAGCCAUCCACUCUCCACUGACCAGUGUUCAGUGUUCAGUGUUCAGUGUCCACUGACCAGAGCCCAGUGAUUUUGAGAGUAAUAAAUGUCAACGUGGCUGCUGUAGCCAGCCGGCAACAAGAAAAGUAAUCACAACUAUUUGCUAAACCCAAGCACCCGGCUAACCGGCGCACAAAAUGGACAGCACAAUGUGGCAGCGAACAAGGAAAGCAGUUACGACGGGAGCGACGGGAGUGGCCCAUUCAAGUUCAAGGCGGUCAUCGUUAAUCACAUGUUUUAUAUCCUGCCACACGUUCAGCUUGCUCCUGCUGCUCCUCCUCGUCUCGUGCGGGGCGAACGGAGCCCGGGCAGCCAGCAAGCCGGCCACUCGCAGCAACAAAACAUCGGGCUCCAGCACCAGCACCAGCUCCUCAGCCGAGACUGAAACACCCAUUUGGGAUCAUGCCAUCGAUUUGAAUGAGGAUUUUCGCAUACUAUGGCAAAUCAUUAAUCAGGAUAUUACGUUCGAAAUACAGGCACGUACCCUGGGCUACGUCGGCUUCGGAUUCUCGCCCGAUGGCAAUCUGGCCGGCGCCGAUAUGGCCAUCGGCUGGGUGGACAAGGGUCAGACCUAUUUCCAGGAUCGACACGUCACACGGAAUGGAAACCCCGAGCCGGUGGUGGAUCCCUCGCAGGAUUAUAUGCUGAUGCUGGGCUACGAGAACGCCACGCACACCGUCCUCCGGUUUCGCCGCAAGCUGGACACAUGCGACGCCAGUCACGACAUCGCCAUAACGAACGACACGAUGCGCCUGCUGUACAUGUACCACGCCCACGAUCCGCCGCACGGCUCGGUGCGCCCCGGCACGCUUCCGGACCCGGCCGGCGCCUUCCGCCCCUACCGGCCCAUGGUCCUGAUGCAGCGCGCCCAGAUGCCCCUGCCCUCGCCCACGCACGACGAGCGCGUGCGGGUCCUGGAGCUGCGCAACGAGGAUGUGGAGCUGCCGGCCGGCGACCUGCCGCUCUUCUGGUGCAAGAUGUUCAAGCUGGAGGACAUUAAUCGCAAACACCACCUGAUCCGGUACGAGCCGAUUUAUGAUUCAUCGUCCAGCGUGCACUACUUGCAGCACAUAACGCUGCACGAGUGCCAGGGAGCGCACGCCGAGCUGGAGGAGAUGGCACGCGAGCAGGGCCGCCAGUGCCUGGGCGCCCGGUCCAUACCGCUGGCAUGCAACGCCAUCGUGGCCUCCUGGUCGCGGGGCAGCGAGGGAUUCACGUACCCCCACGAGGCCGGCUACCCGAUCGAGUCGCGACAGGCCAAAUAUUAUUUAAUGGAGACCCAUUACAACAAUUUGAAGCCCGACUUUGCCCAGUUGCACGCCCGACAAAUGGCGGAUAAUUCGGGUUUGAAAAUCUACUUUACGCACGUCCUGCGACCCAACGAUGCCGGCAUAUUGUCAAUCGGAAUGGACCCCAACUGGCGCCACAUCAUCCCGCCGGGCCAGAAGCGCGUCGUGUCGGAGGGCCAGUGCAUCGAGGACUGCACCGGCUACGCCUUCCCCCCGCAGGGCAUCAACAUAUUCGCGGUGAUGAUGCGCACCCACCAGAUCGGCAAGGAGGUUAAGCUGCGCCAGAUACGACAAACCGAGGAGCUGGCGCCAAUUGCACACGACAGCAAUAUAGAUGUUGCCUAUCAGGACUUUCGCCGGCUGCCACAAUCGGUGCAUUCCAUGCCCGGGGAUAGACUCAUCGCCGAAUGCAUUUAUGACAGUUCGUCACGAAAGGCAAUUACCCUGGGUGGGCUUACCAUGAAGGAAGAGAGCUGCACGGUGCUGACACUGUACUAUCCUCGCCAGAAGAAGCUGACAACGUGCCACUCACUCCCCAGCCUGCCGACAGUGCUGCACUCCCUCGGCAUCGAGCAACUGGCAACCGACUCGAAUCCCGUGCUUAUAUCAUCGCCACCCGAAUUGGCCGGAAUGACUCUGGAGGCACGUCUGAUAUCCUACGAUUGGGAAAAUCAAUUUGGCGAGUUCCAGGAGGCCACUCGUAAGGGCAGCUUCAAGCCCAUCUGCUGGGGGGCCAAGAACCAUGUGGUGCCGGGCUCCGAGUUCCUCGAGGGCUACAGCAUAAAUGUGACCAAGACCUACAAGAAGCACCGACGGUGCAAGCCGAAGCGGCUCUUCGCCCCGCCCACCGAGCGCACCGUCCCUCCGCAGCCCACCGGGUCCGAUCUAAGUGAGCUGCCGGUGCUGCACGAGCUGGACAACAACAACAUCAUCGAGGGAGCGGCGCGGAGCAGCCGGAGCUCGGCGACCGACGUCCUGGGCCUGAGCCAGGGCACCGGAAGGGCCGGCGAGUUCACCAGCCGGCUCCUCUGGCUGGGGGCCUCCACCUGGUGGCUCCUGCUGAUGCUCAGGACGUGAGGGGACUCCGUCUAAGGAGGUUCGUCUGGGGAGAUCAGAAGCAGCCGCGGCAGCAGCAGGACGCACAGGCACCACCGUCUCAACACUCAAAACUAAACACACACCCACACUGGGCCAUGCCACACACGCGCACACACACACAGUAGAUGGAGAUCCAGUGGCAAGAUGGCCAACUGGAAACUGGAAAACUGGCAACACACCAUAAUGGCAACUCAACUACAGCUCUCAAACUAUAAAUGACAUCUCUUAAUCCUACUACAGAUACAAAUAGACGCCGAAGGACGUGCGGCAGGAGAAGGACAUUAAAUAUUCAUAAUAAGCUAGCGUAUAAAAGCUUCCCCGUAGUCCCUGGCCCCUCCCCACACCUAUGUACACCUGCUGGGCACCCCACCCGUCCCUUUGAUUUAAGCUCCUCCCUCCACGGUUUUGUUGAUUUUGUUCUAGAGUUUAGUAAAUUAUUAACGAUAUUUUUUAGAUUAGAAAUAAGCGGAAAACGGAAACGGAAGAAACCGAAAAACUUUAAUUUAAAAAGCAAAACAAUGUCGAGAAAAACCGAAAAGCAAUAAUUAGUUGUUGUUGUCGUUAUAGAAUAUACAAACGCGAAAUUGUAAAAGAUACAGAUAUUAUAGAUAUACACCCCGACUAGCGUAUAUAUGGCUAUAUGUGUGCAGUCACUCCUUCAACCAUAACGAUAUAUAGCGUACCCUAUAUUUAGAUAUCUAUGUAUACAGAGUAGGGUCUGACUCGUGUAAAGCUUGAGCGUCUGGUGGGUUUUGUUGGGCAUUGCAAGAAACAAUCGUAGAAGGGAAUCGGCGUCGAGUGGCACGUUGGAGGAGCAUGCUUCAGGCCCUUCCCCCUAACCAGUUAAGUUUAGUGCCGAACCACCAAGUGCAACUGUGUAGGUUCGGGCGCGGGAUCGUAGACACAUCACCCACACAUACUCAUAAACACGUACAUAACUUAUACGUCCAUUUAAAAGCGAAUACGAGAGAGGCGGAGCAGGUGGUUCAGUUAGGGACAUUUCAGAAAGACUUGAAGGACUUUACUUUGUUUCGCAAAAGACUAAGAAUAAAAUUGAUUAAGGAACGCAGCAGAGAAGGCGGCAGAUGGCAGAUGGCAGAAGAGCCAACUUUCCUUUCAUGUUUUGUAUAGUUUCCCUCGCACUCAACUGGUAUCUUUUAAGGAGGACGAGGCAAUCCCUUGUCCGAUCAGGCUAUCCUCGCUUCUUAUUCCUAAUUCCUAUUUAGUUAGCUAUCGCAAGUCUACCUGCUUCUUCGAGAAACGCAAGCAACUACUCUCUACACUCAAAGUGUCGACUCUGUCCUCCCAACUCGCUUCGUUCUACUAACUCUCUAAGUUACACACACCCUAGGCUAUACCUAUUUUCUAGAUCUAAGCUGUAAAUACUCUUCGGUAGGCGGAGUGGGGAUUGAGGGGAAUAUGGGAUACCGGACACCGGAAACUAAUUGCGGAAUUGUUAGCCACGACGGAUGAUAGACGAUAGGUGGUAGGUGGUAGAUGGUAGAGGAGUUGAAGCAUUAUACAGGGUGUGUGAUUAGGCUCUCGAUCAGCUCUAGCAGCUCUAGGCAUAGGAUUAACGUCUCACUAGAAUCUACAAGCACUUGCGGGCCGGACGGUUGAAGGACUCUCAGCAACGUGUGGAGUAGCCGCCAAGAUCUGCUCGAAGUAGUAAAAUAUACCAUAUACAUACGAUAUGAAAGUAAAGUAAAUUUAUAUAUACACAUACGAUAACUAUACUAUAAAGUCUAUAUAUAUAUACAAUACCAUACGUCUAUAAGUAGUUAUGUGGUUCGUAGUUGUAAAUGUGAAUGUGAGUAUUUUAUACAAAAACAAAAAGAAACAAAAUAAAAACAGAGCGAAGCAUGAAG
Drosophila bipectinata is the source of this 5279-nucleotide messenger RNA. It is a transcript of the gene olf413, whose product is annotated as DBH like monooxygenase olf413. Gene Ontology annotation, cellular component: secretory granule membrane. The record is from RefSeq and is a predicted model, not a curated record. Lineage: Eukaryota; Metazoa; Arthropoda; Insecta; Diptera; Drosophilidae. Gene Ontology annotation, biological process: norepinephrine biosynthetic process; dopamine catabolic process; octopamine biosynthetic process. Gene Ontology annotation, molecular function: copper ion binding; dopamine beta-monooxygenase activity.